Messenger RNA from Mitosporidium daphniae, 690 nucleotides. RefSeq lists its product as uncharacterized. Lineage: Eukaryota; Fungi; Microsporidia. Bases 1 to 690 code for a protein of 229 amino acids. The record is from RefSeq and is a predicted model, not a curated record. The transcript has a single exon.
AUGAAGCUAUGGACGGAACCCUUUAAUCACAUCCAAGUGCCUGCACCCUCCUCGAUCUCCUCCAUAGAAUAUUCAUUCUUGAAAAACUUAAACACAUCUUCUAAAUGUAUUCAGAAUAAUCGUGAGGAUGAGGAUUCUUUUUCGGCAGAGGCGGUUAUAUCAAGACUCAAAUCAGAAAUUUCCAUGUUUUCAAAAGGCAAUGCUGCUUUGAAACACGCGGAACCUCCAGUCCUUCCAACAACGACAUAUUAUUUGGAUUGGUUUAUAAGCAGGGAUCAAUAUUCCCAGAGAUCUCAAUUCACAUCUGGAGAUGCAAGUGACAUCUUACGGAACUACACAAGCUCUAUGAUUCAUUCUGACGCAAUAAAACAAGUCCCCAUUCUUAUUGACUACCUGAUAACCCUGAUUGAGACAUCAAGAAAAAAAAUUAAUGUUCUAGAUGCCACAUUACGCGAACUGAUAUUGCCGGCCGGUCAUCCCCAGGAUACAAGUCAGGAAGAAAAGUCAGAUUCAAUCAUCAUGGCGCAUCAGCUAAUCUCACUAAUUGACAGGGAGGAAAAAUUGAUUGACAAAUAUGGCCUGCUGCGGUCCAAGCUUGUCGACAUUGACAAGCUAAACGAGAAGCUACUUCGGAAGCUUUGGAGAUACAGAGUCAAGACAGAACGAUCUCGACCUUUUCAUCCUUCAUAA